Messenger RNA from Solanum stenotomum, 999 nucleotides. RefSeq lists its product as uncharacterized. The coding region runs from base 1 to 999 and encodes 332 amino acids. NCBI's taxonomy places the organism in Eukaryota, Viridiplantae, Streptophyta, Magnoliopsida, Solanales, Solanaceae. The transcript has 2 exons. The record is from RefSeq and is a predicted model, not a curated record.
AUGACGGCAGUGAAGAUUGGUGCUUCUCAUCCUCUGUUUUUAGGUCAAUCAGAUACUCCAGGAUCUGUCCUCAUUCCGGUAAAGCUUACUGGAUCUGAAAACUAUGGUUUAUGGAGUAGAUCGAUGAGAAUUGCACUUUUAGGAAAGAGGAAGCUGGGAUUUGUGCUUGGCACUUGCACAAAAGCUUCAGUUGGUGCUCAAUUGCAUGAUCAAUGGGAAACAUGCAAUGCGAUCGUUUUAUCGUGGCUCAUGAACACAGUAUCUGCAGAUCUUCUAAAUGGAAUUGUCUAUGCUUCAGAUGCAUAUCUAGUAUGGGAAGAUUUGAAGGAAAGCUUUGACAAGGUGAAUAGGGUGAGGAUCUGGCAAUUACACAGGGAAAACACUACACUGAUGCAAGGUACUAAUUCUGUAUCAACUUAUUUCUCGAAAUUAAAGGAACUAUGGAGUGAAUAUGAUGUGUUAGUUCCAUCACCAAGUUGUGGUUGUGAGAAAUCAAAGGAUUACAUUGAACAUUUGAGUCAACAGAGAUUGCUCCAUUUUCUUAGUGGCUUGAAUGAAUCCUAUGAUCAAGCCAGGAGACAAAUCCUCAUGAAGUCAAUUACUCCAUCUUUAGGGCAGGCAUAUGCCAUGAUAAUCCAAGAUGAGAGCCAACAAGUAACUGCAGCUAACAUAGCUGCUAAAACAGCUGAAAAAAUGGAAUCCUUAGCACUACAAGCAAGUAAUCUGAAUCUACAAGUGCUAUCUGGUGAAAAAUCUCAAAACUCAGAGGCGCAAUCCAUGGCAAAACCUGAUGCUGAACUUAUCUCUGAGGAAAUGGAAGUUUUGUCUUUGGCAGUGUCAUUUACCAUAUCUGAAAGACUAUUUGAAGGUGACUUGUCUGAAGGGAAGGGUCUUGAGUCUUGUAUUCUUGCCGCUGGGACAGAACUGGUGGCCGUUCAAAGCUUGGCCUCAUUAAGAGGAGAGAUUGAACCCACUCUUCUAGAACAUGAACUGGAGUAG